AGGUCGAGCUUUGUGAUUGAUGGGCAUUAGUAUUUAUAUUAUUCUGAUUUCUGAAUCCAUCAAAAACCAAACCCACCAAAAACCCUCCUCACUCACUCUUAUCCAUCAAUCUGGCUCCGUCAACCAUGGCAUCCUUCGCUGCCCCCAACAACAUUGGCAGCGCCGUGCUACCCUCUCGCCAGAGAAAACCCUCUCGACCCCCUCCCCUCAAAUGCUCCCUUCUCCCUUCUUCCAACAACAACGAUUCACUCUCAAACCCUUCUUCCUCUCACACUCCGCCGCUCUUCAAAGCCAUCGCCAUCUCCUCCGCCGCCUCCAUCCUCUUGCAAUGCACCCCUCUCUCCCCCUUCUUCCCUAACCCCCUCACCAAACUCGGCGGAGGCGGUAACACCGGUGGCGGCGGCGGCGGCGGAGGAGGAGAUGAUGGGUGGUUCGGCGGCCAUGGAGGAGGCGGCGGCGGCGGAAAUGGAGGGUUCUGGUCCAGAAUGUUCGCCGCGGUCGCCGACGAAAACCAGCCUCAGGAGUGGGAUUCACACGGUCUACCCGCCAACAUCGUUGUCCAGUUGAACAAAAUGAGUGGCUUCAAGAAGUACAAGGUUUCGGACAUCUCCUUCUUCGAUCGGAACAGGAAGACAAAAGUUGGCACCGAGGAUUCGUUCUUCGAGAUGGUUUCUCUUCGGCCGGGCGGGGUUUACACCAAAGCCCAGCUCCAGAAGGAGUUGGAGACUCUUGCGACUUCUGGAAUGUUCGAGAAGGUUGAUUUGGAAGGAAAAACAAACCCAGACGGCUCAAUUGGGGUUACCAUUUCCUUCAGCGAGAGCACGUGGCAAUCUGCUGAUGGAUUUCGUUGCAUCAAUGUAGGGUUGAUGCAACAAACAAAACCCGUUGAAAUGGAUGCUGAUAUGACCGAUAAGGAGAGGCUGGAGUACUAUUUGAGUCAGGAGAGGGAGUACAAGAGGAGAAUCGAGAGGGCGAGACCCUGCCUCUUGCCGCGCUACGUGCACAAUGAGAUCCUGGACAUGCUCAAGAGACAUGGCAUGGUCAGUGCUAGGCUGUUGCAGAGGAUUCGGGACCGAGUGCAGAAAUGGUAUCAUGAUGAAGGCUAUGCCUGCGCUCAGGUCGUUAAUUUCGGGAACCUCAACACCAAGGAGGUUGUUUGUGAGGUUGUUGAAGGGGAUAUCACACAAUUGGAUAUUCAGUUCCAGGAUAAGCUUGGUAAUGUUGUUGAAGGGAACACCCAAGUCCCUGUCAUUCAAAGAGAGCUUCCCCGGCAGCUGCGCUCAGGUUACACUUUCAAUAUUGAAGCAGGGAAGCAAGCUUUAAGAAAUGUGAACUCCCUUGCUUUGUUUUCAAAUAUUGAGGUCAAUCCGCGCCCUGAUGAGACUAAUGAAGGAGGUAUAAUUGUUGAAAUUAAGCUAAAGGAGUUAGAACAGAAGUCGGCUGAAGUCAGUACUGAGUGGAGUAUUGUCCCUGGACGUGGAGGGCAUCCCACUCUGGCUUCGCUCCAGCCUGGUGGCACUGUUAGUUUUGAACAUCGGAAUCUGCAAGGGCUGAAUAGAUCUAUUAAUGGUUCUAUUACAACUAGCAACUUCUUGAAUCCUCAGGAUGAUCUUGCAUUUAAGCUAGAGUAUGUACACCCAUAUCUGGAUGGGGUGUACUAUUCACGCAACCGUACUCUCCGUGUAAGCUGCUUCAAUAGCCGAAAACUGAGUCCAGUAUUCACUGGGGGGCCAGGCGUGGAUGAAGUGCCUCCAAUAUGGGUUGAUCGUACUGGUGUUAAAGCUAAUAUUACAGAGAAUUUCACACGUCAGAGUAAAUUCACAUAUGGACUUGUAAUGGAAGAGAUAACAACGCGUGAUGAAAGUAGUCAUAUCUGUGCAAAUGGUCAAAGAGUAUUACCUAGUGGAGGAAUUAGUGCUGAUGGACCUCCAACCACCCUCAGUGGUACUGGCAUUGAUCACAUGGCAUUUUUACAGGCAAAUAUUACACGAGAUAACACCCGUUUUGUGAAUGGAACUGUUGUUGGAGACAGAAAUAUGUUCCAGGUAGACCAAGGCCUUGGCAUUGGCAGCCAGUUCCCGAUCUUUAACCGCCACCAACUAACUCUGACACGAUUUAUUCAGCUGAUGGCAGUGGAGGAAGGGGCUGGUAAACCACCUCCACCGGUGCUUGUCCUCCAUGGCCACUAUGGUGGUUGUGUAGGUGAUCUCCCCAGCUAUGAUGCUUUUACUCUUGGGGGUCCCUAUUCUGUAAGGGGCUACAACAUGGGUGAGAUAGGAGCAGCCAGAAAUAUCCUUGAGCUUGCAGCUGAGUUAAGGAUACCUGUUAAAGGUACGCAUGUGUAUGCAUUUGCUGAACAUGGCAAUGAUCUAGGGAGUUCAAAGGGUGUCAAAGGUAAUCCUACAGAAGUCUACAGACGAAUGGGUCAUGGUUCAUCCUACGGUCUUGGUGUCAAGCUCGGUUUAGUGAGAGCAGAAUACGCUGUUGAUCACAACUCAGGAACUGGUGCAUUGUUUUUCCGUUUCGGAGAGAGGUUUUGAAGUGCAAAUUAGUGACAUUAGUAUAUUGUUCACUGGGGUUUCUUCUUUUGGUUGGGGGAGGGGAUUAUAGAUGCUUAAAAAUUACAUGUGCUAGACUAGCAGACUUGGUGGUGUUUUUGUUUGUUUCCCGUAAAAUUGGUAGAGGGUUCUUUGGAAAUAUUAAGAUGGUAGAUAAUCUUGAUUUCUGUUAUGAAAUGGAUUUAGUUUAUCUUUGCGGCUAGUGAUCAUUGCACAGUUCAUGAGAACAAAUGGAUCCAUAUAAUCUUUUUAAUAUUUUUUUUUGUUAAAUAUGAUUGUCAAAUUAUUAGAGGUUAAAAGACAUCAUAAUGUUAUAAAUUA
Glycine soja is the source of this 2879-nucleotide messenger RNA. Its product is annotated as protein TOC75-3, chloroplastic-like. The transcript has 7 exons. Gene Ontology annotation, cellular component: chloroplast outer membrane. The record is from RefSeq and is a predicted model, not a curated record. The coding region runs from base 126 to 2540 and encodes 804 amino acids. Gene Ontology annotation, molecular function: protein-transporting ATPase activity. Gene Ontology annotation, biological process: protein import into chloroplast stroma; chloroplast organization. NCBI's taxonomy places the organism in Eukaryota, Viridiplantae, Streptophyta, Magnoliopsida, Fabales, Fabaceae.